AUGGCUACCAAAACGGAGGCUGAUACGGUCGAGAAUGCUUCGGUCGACGUGGUUGAAAACGUCGACCUGAAGCCACGCACUCGAGAUGUUGACGAUGCCUUGAGAUUUGCUACCGAGAGCGAAACGAUUACGUGGACGGAGGCAGAGGAGAAAAAGGUCGUGAGGAAGAUCGACGCCGUUAUACUGUUGUUGCUCUUCGUUGGCUCGAUCGUCUCAUAUGCAGACACACAAGCCUAUGGCUUCGCCGCUUUGUUUGGAUUGGUUAAGGAUCUCAAAUUGUUUGUUUUGAAGUUGGUUGGAGGCCAGCCGGUGAUCGAAACCUCAAAAUACCAGCUUUCUGCAAGCAUUGCUACACUGGGCGCAGUGGCUGGCCAAUAUCCGCUCCUCCUGAUAGCACAGUAUCUUCCAGUGGGCAAGUUCUUCGGAGCACUGAUAACAUACAUCGGCAUGACAGCGAUCCUGGUCAUCGUCUGUACAGAUUUUGCGGGAAUAACCGCGCUUCGGUUCUUUACCGGCUUCGCCGUGGCAACUCAGCCGCUGUCUAUCAUCAUUACAUCCAUGUGGUGGAAGAACAAAGAGCAACCGCUCCGCGCGGGCAUUUACAUUUCAGGCACAGCAAUCGGCUCCUUGGUGGGACAAGGUAUCGACUUCGGCGCAGUAAAGAUCGGUGGUACCUAUGCCAGCAGCCCCUGGAAAUGGAUCUACGUGAUCCUUGGCUCCGUGACGAUGGGGUAUGGCGUCCUUGCAACGCUCAUCUUCCCGGCCACGCCGAUGAAAGCAUGGUUCCUUACGGCGAGGGAGAAAGAGAUCGCAGUGCGCAGACUCGCCCAGAACAACACGGGUAUUCAGACCCGCAAAUUCAAAUGGAAGCAGGUCAAGGAGGCUUUUAUGGAUCCUCAAUUAUACAUCUAUGGAAUUUACAGCUUCACAUUCGCCUUUGUCAACAACGCGAUUGGAAGCUUCGGUGGCUUCCUGGUGUCGUCCUUCGGAUACUCGAACUCGAGAGCCCUCGUUCUCUCCAUGCCUGCGAGUGCGGUGGCCAUUGUUUGCAUGGUCUCAUCAGGCGUGCUGGGGACAGUAUUUCCGCGGAGACGGAUUCUGAUCGCUAUGCUCUACCUCCUGCCCAGCAUGGCGGGCAACAUUCUUCUUUGGAAGAGCGACCGCUCCAACAAGGGAGCACUUCUAACCGGGCUGUAUAUUUCAACCACCCUGUAUGGGGCAUUGGUGCAACAAUUCGCGCUCCUCUCUUCCAACAUCGCCGGCCACACGAAGAAGACCGUCACCAACGCGACGAUCUUCGUGCUCGCCAAUCUGGGCGGAUUCUCUGGGCCGUGGGCUUACAAGGGCGAUGAAGCUGCGCGUGGGUAUCCGACGGGGCAGAUCACGACGCUGAGUUUGCUCUGCGUGAGUCAGGGGGUGUUUGCUCUGCUUUGGCUCUACUAUCUCCGAUGCAACAAGAAGAAAGCUCCGCUGAGGGAAGAGCACCCGGAGUUAAUCACAGAUCCGAGCAUCGCAUUCGCGGACAUGACUGACCAGGUCAAUCCGGUGUUUCAAUAUAUGUGCUAA
Fonsecaea erecta is the source of this 1566-nucleotide messenger RNA. RefSeq lists its product as hypothetical. NCBI's taxonomy places the organism in Eukaryota, Fungi, Ascomycota, Eurotiomycetes, Chaetothyriales, Herpotrichiellaceae. Gene Ontology annotation, molecular function: transmembrane transporter activity. The transcript is spliced from 8 exons. The record is from RefSeq and is a predicted model, not a curated record. Gene Ontology annotation, cellular component: membrane. Bases 1 to 1566 code for a protein of 521 amino acids. Gene Ontology annotation, biological process: transmembrane transport.